CGCGACUUCCCAAAUUAUCAAUCCAGUGCAUUCAUGGCGAAGUAAGAAGCACUCCACCACAUGCAUCUUCAAACCUUACUCAUAUGCUUUUUCAAAUUAUAUUCGGUUUUUAAUAUUUAGCUUUUACAUCUUUUUUCGAAACCCCAUACGAUUAGGAUCCGCUCUACCAUCCUCUUGAAUAAUGACCGAACAUUACUUAUCCAAUUAACUUUUCUCCCUACAUGUUACGGCCAUUAUUACCAUAAUCGAUGGUGCCUAUUAGCACCGUCAUCAUGGGUGACAAUGGUGACAAUACCGACAUAAACAGCAAGAAAUUGCACCCAUUCUUCGCAGUAAAUCACCCUUCACAAGAUAACUCAUCGAAUACCAUAACGCCUGUCACGCCAGAUCCCUCAUGCAGCCCCGACUCCGUCGAUAACGAUACCAACGAUGCCAACCCUAGUCCACCGUCAGAUAGACGCAAGAGGAAGCGCGGUGAGGCAGACGACACGCAAGAUAUAGCACCUCAAGCUCCCGAUUCCAAGCCACAAAAAGUAUUGAAACUCAACCGCUCAACCGGAACGAUUGGCUCCCCUCCAAAAUUACAACCUACUAAGAACAAGAAUACGAGACGCGGUCGAAAACCCAAAGCUUUCAUUGCUUUAAUGCGUUACGGUCAGGAUAAAGCUUCUCGGUUAAGAAUAGGCAACCGGAUCAAUGAAAUACUUGCUAGCACACAAGUGAAAGGUACCUCUUGUGCUUUCCCGAAUACGCCGCCCUCAGGUCGAGAUAAUGAUGAACGGUUUAAUGAUGCGCGAGAGGUGGCUAAACAAGGGAAGAAGAAAUCUAAAAACUGCGCAGCAAAAGAGACGGUAGUAACAGGGCAAGCAUCUAAUAAGCCUACGCACCCAUUCUUCCAAGGAAAAGCGAAGCCCGACACCGUCGCUGAAGAGAAGCCGAAAGCAUCGGCACCUAAGAGGAAGGUGUUCUUUAGCUCAACUCCUGGGUCAUCCAAAACCCCUCGACUAGCAAUAACCCCCAAGUUCAACCCCCCAGCUCUAGGUGCAAAUUCCAAUAUUUUAAGAGUACCCGGCGCCAAACACCCAGCCUGGCCAUCGAAAGAGACAGCUCAUGUGCGAGGCGAUAUACCGGCCCCUCUUGGCCUAGACGAAAGUUCUCACUCAGAACACCUCAUACGAAGGCGUAGGGCGAAAGGACAACAAGUUCGGGUGGCCGAAUCGGAAUCUAUCUUGCGCCAUGCCGCUCUGCAGCUAAAUUUGAAUAAGUUAACCGAAGAAAUGAAAGCUUACGACAAUGACGAAUUUCAACCUCCACCUCCUAUCUUACGGAUUCCUAGCAGAUACUUCGAAAGUGGCAAGAAACUUCAGGCGCGCAUUUCUGGUGAAUUAAGGACUCUUCGUCAAAGCGGCAAUACACCGAAAACACAUCCAGCAAUCACGCAUGCAUUCAAUUCUAUCGCGAAUGGCCUAUCUGCUUUUGAUAGAACAACGUGCGAAACGAGCGCUUGGACACAGAAAUAUGCGCCCUCAUCUGCAGAACGUGUACUCCAGAACGGUCGUGAAGCCGAGUUACUACGUGAUUGGCUAGAAAACCUCAAGGUGCAAGCGGUAGACACGGGAACAGUCGACCCAGGAACCAAACCCAAAAGCAGUGCCCCGGCAAAGGGCAAGAGUAAGCGAAAGAAGAAGUUGGACGGGUUUAUCAUUUCCAGCGAUGAGGAAGGAUAUGAGUUAGACGAGUUAUCCGAUGUAGAAGGAGAUUGGUCAUCAGGAAACCAUCAAGGCAGCGCGAAAAAGACGGUGGUACGAUCUUCUUCCAGGCGAACCUCCGGAGAAGGCCGUCGUUUUGCCAAUGCUGUUGUUCUCAGUGGCCCACAUGGCUGCGGCAAAACCGCUGCUGUCUACGCUAUCGCUAAAGAGAUGGAUUUUGAAGUUUUCGAGAUCAACUCAGGGUCGCGAAGGAACGGCAAAGACAUCUUAGAGAAAGUUGGGGAUAUGACACGGAAUCAUCUCGUCCAACAUCACAACAAGGAGAAAGCGCCACAAGAUGGUGUGAUACCUGAGGAUGAAGUGAAUCAAGAUAUCAAAUCUGGCAAGCAAGGUAUGAUGACAGCUUUCUUCAAGCCGACACCAACUACUGCCGAAAAGCCUUCCAAGAAAUCAACAGAACCGCCCAACGCAAAGGACCCGAAAAAACCGACCAAGGCUCAGAAGCAGUCGUUAAUUCUACUCGAAGAAGUCGAUGUGCUCUAUGAAGAAGACAAGCAGUUCUGGGCGACAGUCAUUUCCAUGAUCUCCCAGUCAAAACGUCCUUUCGUUAUGACUUGCAACGAAGAGGCUUUGGUUCCUUUGCAGAACCUGAAUCUACAUGGUAUUUUCCGGUUUUCCAGCCCACCCAGGGAACUCGCCGUCGACUUGUUGCUUUCAAUUGCUGCGAAUGAGGGCCAUGCUCUCCGAAGACACGCCAUUGACACGCUAUACGACUCACGCGGCCAGGAUCUUCGUGCUUCCAUCGCUGAACUGAAUUAUUGGUGCCAAAUUGGAGUUGGAGAUAUACAGGGCGGAUUUAACUGGUUUUACCCUAGGUGGCCUAAGGGUAAAGAUGUUGACGAAGACGGCAACACUAUCCGAGUCGUCAGCCAGGAUACAUACCAGACAGGUAUGGGUUGGCUCAGUAGAGACUCUGCUGUCGACGGUUCGUCGUUUCGCUCAUCUCAAGAGGAAUUGUAUCAGCAACUUUGCGAAAACUGGUCUCUCGAUACGUACGAACCACUUCCAAGCAAUGACUCUUCUUACAAGGCAAAAAUGGCUACUGCACAAUACUCUGCCAGCGAUCGGCUUCGCCUCUUAGAUUCAAUUGAUUCAUUUGCCAGUUUCAUGAGCGACGCGGACAUCGACUUGGCCAAUUCCUCAGCCACGCCCAAUCAAAUUUCCAUGGAUCCUUCUAUUCCCAAUUUGCCAGCAAAGGCGAAGGAGGAUUUCGCGGCUGGUCGGCAACUCCUUGAGGUAUCCCCUCUAGUUCGAUACGACACAACACGUUUCGAUAUAUCUACUGCAAUCAAAGAUCUUAGCACGGAACAGUUUAGAAGUGGCCAAUCCAUUGACGAAGCCAUAGACGCUUUCAAACCGCUAGAUGAAAUUGAGGCUACUGCCAGGCUAGAGAGUCAUUUUAGCGGAUCCUCUACCAUAGAGCCAGCAAUUGUUCGAUUGGACUAUAGCUUGGCAUUCGAUCCUAUCGCUGUGUCGGAGAAGACUAUGGCUGCAGGUUAUCUAGAUCCUUCGGUGUUUGACGGGACUAUGAGAACGAUUACCCUCGACAUAGCUCCUUAUAUACGUAGCGUCGUGGCAUAUGAUCAACGACUUCAGCAAAAUAGACUUUCCCGUAGCAGUCUAUUGAGUGAGGGCGGUCAGCCUGGGAAGAAGCGUAUACGAACAACGAGAAGCGCCUACUCAGCUCUCGAAGGUAACUCACGAGCUAGCACGAGGCGAGAGCGAUACUUUACGGCAGAUAUCAAUCCAUACCUUGUGUUGCGAACAGGAGGUAAAGGGUGGGAUACCAUUGCCGCAUCAAUUGCCGGCGAGCAAAACGCCAUAAGCAAUGGUACGGGGAGUCCCGGUGGGGAGUCCGAGGAGAACAUGGGUAACACUGAUCAAAAUCAAGCCCAGACCGGAGAUAUCGGCUUUGCUUGAAAGAUGUAUAUAUACUUAAUGCUUUUUAGCUUCGCUUUGCAUCCUGCAUUCAAUGCAUUACAUUGGGGGGGGCACUUGAGAGCAUCGCACGGCGUUACAUUUUCGGAAGGGGGGGGCUGGCUUACGUGGGGGAUUUGCAACGGUGGCUAUCAUCCAUCAUACAUCAAAUGCAUAUGGGAUCGUAGAUGAAACGAAUUUUAGAAGCUACAAUGAUCAUUUUGCUCAUCUAGCCUUCAGAGCACUUCUGAAUCUAGCAGCAUGAAUUAUUACCAUAAGUGAAUUUCUAUUACUUGAA
Hypoxylon trugodes is the source of this 3984-nucleotide messenger RNA. Its product is annotated as P-loop containing nucleoside triphosphate hydrolase protein. The record is from RefSeq and is a predicted model, not a curated record. The transcript is spliced from 2 exons. Lineage: Eukaryota; Fungi; Ascomycota; Sordariomycetes; Xylariales; Hypoxylaceae. Gene Ontology annotation, molecular function: ATP binding; DNA binding; ATP hydrolysis activity. Gene Ontology annotation, cellular component: nucleus. The coding region runs from base 249 to 3689 and encodes 1146 amino acids.